GCCUUUGUCCCUCAGAGGUGCUGGGUUGCAGCGGGAGCCGCGGCGGAAAGGGACCGGUGUGUGAAGAGGCUUGCAAGCGUCGGAGGGAGAGCAGGGAAUGUGAGCGGCUGGGGCAGGAGCCAAGUGCUGCGGCGCCCGCGGGUUGAUCGAGGCACACGCACGGCGGCUGCAAGUUCGCUGGACGACUGCACCGUGGGCAGAAGCAGAGCGCGCAUCCAGUCUGUCCAGAAAGGGGGUAGGGGGCCGAAGGAAACAGGGCAGGGCCGCCGGUUCCAACUGCCUCUCCCCUUUCGCUCCUUGCAAAGGAUCUGCAGCUGCAGUAUGACUCUGGAAGAGCUCGCUGGAGACCACCCGGCUUUGGGAAGGUACGAAAUGUAGCUCCAACUGGGCAGGGCUGUGGGGAAGUCGCUCUGCCUGCAAUACCGAAGCGCACCGUAGAGAGAGAGAGAGAGACGGUGGAUGACAAUGGUAGGGGACAAGCGCAGAAGCCGGGCAGCCGGCACACCGCCGCCUCACAGCUGUGAGGGGGGAAAGAGGAGGGGGAUGAAACGGAAAGCGACGAUGCAAAAAUGCCUGACGGGGAUCUGAGAAGAGGCGGCGCGGGGGAGGGAGAUCCGCGCGCGCCCGUGAGUGUAUGCGCGAUGUCUGUGUGAGGCAGAAAUCGGAGAGGCGGGGGAGGCAGGGAUUGUUCCUGACAGGACAAAAGUCAGCACCCGCUUAACUCCCAGUCGCUCAGGCGGCGGCGGCGGCUGCAUCUGACGCCCCGUCUUGAUGAGUCCGGUCGCUGGGGAUCAAAGGUGUGUUCCAUUCAAGACCCUCCCUCAGUUUUGCACGAUGAGGAGGACGGUGCAGGGCGGUUGUAGGCGCUGCCGAAUAGCCCCUGGGGCAGUGAUGCAUUUUGUGUGCGCGCGCCCACGGUUGCUCCCUCUUGUCCGGAGUUUGGCUUUUGUUAGUUUUAAAAUCUUACUAGUCUCUCUGGCUUCUUUCAGCAUGGAGAAGGUGGGGGAUGCCUUGGAGGAAGUCCUAAGCAAAGCCCUGAGUCAGAGAAACAUCACUAUUGGAGUAUAUGAGGCUGCCAAAUUGCUCAACGUGGAUCCAGAUAAUGUGGUGCUUUGUCUGCUGGCUGCAGAUGAGGAAGACAAUCAGGAUGUUGCUCUACAAAUUCAUUUCACCCUGAUCCAAGCGUUUUGCUGCGAGAAUGACAUUAACAUACUCAGAGUGAGCAACCCAAGCCGGCUAGCUGAGCUGCUGCUCUUAGGGGCAAGUGGGGGAGGCGAGCAGCCAGCAGACCUGCACUGCAUACUUGUGACGAAUCCACAUGCUUCUCAAUGGAAGGAUCCAGCCUUGAGUCAGCUGAUCUGCUUUUGCCGGGAAAGUCGUUACAUGGAUCAGUGGGUCCCAGUGAUCAACCUUCCUGAACGGUGACAGUAUAUGGACUAAAUUGAACUGAAUUUUAAAAAUUGCACUGAAGUUUUAAAAUACUUUAGAAGUUUGCUCAGGAAGUAAUUUCUCAGCGUAACACAAAGAUUACAGUAACUGAUGUCAAGUGGGUAGGCUGAGGUUGAGCUACAAAUGGUGUGAAACUGAAGGAUGUUUGACUGCGCUGUUGGAAAAAUGACAGAUCUGAAAGCAGAAGCUGUGUUGGAACUGCAAUAGGAAGUCUUUGGAGGAAGUCAGGCUUCUACAAGAAGGUUCUGAAAGCAGGGUGGCAAAUGCGCUUAGUUGGAGUUGUACAUGAGCAAAUUUUAGUUUCCAUUUUUAAGUAUCUUUCACUUGUAUGAACUAAAAUGGUUAAUAAUUUUUAAAACCAUGCUAUUUUGUUUCAACAUGCUGAUUUCUUAAGUUUUUAUUUUAAGAAACAUUAAGUUAUUUUAUGAUAUUGAUAAAAGAUUUAUUUAUGCUACGGAUCUUCAAGAGCAACCUGCUUACACCAUAUGUAUUAAAAAUGUUUGAAUAGCUACAUUUUAAUAAUUUGUUUGAAAUUGGACUGUGUUCACUGAAAUAAAAUCUUUAAAA
Eublepharis macularius is the source of this 2016-nucleotide messenger RNA. It is a transcript of the gene GADD45A, whose product is annotated as growth arrest and DNA damage inducible alpha. NCBI's taxonomy places the organism in Eukaryota, Metazoa, Chordata, Lepidosauria, Squamata, Eublepharidae. Gene Ontology annotation, cellular component: cytoplasm; nucleus. The coding region runs from base 772 to 1425 and encodes 217 amino acids. The transcript is spliced from 3 exons. The record is from RefSeq and is a predicted model, not a curated record. Gene Ontology annotation, biological process: regulation of cell cycle.